Molecule: messenger RNA, 786 nt
Organism: Trifolium pratense (red clover)
Lineage: Eukaryota; Viridiplantae; Streptophyta; Magnoliopsida; Fabales; Fabaceae
Product: lectin 7-like
Exons: 1
Coding region: 1-786 (261 amino acids)
Molecular function (GO): carbohydrate binding
Source: RefSeq, a predicted model, not a curated record
AUGGCUAUCAAUAACUCAUCAAGGACUCAAAUCCUUUAUAUCACCAUCAUUUCCUUCUUUUUUUUAGCACAAAAUGUAAACUCAGCUUCAUUCACAUUUUCUGAUUUUGGACCAUACACAACCAACAUUCAACUCGAAGGCGAUUCGUUCAUUUCAAACGGGUCCAUCUAUCUCACAGGUGCCGUCCCAACCAGCGCUGGUAGAGCCUCUUACGCUGGCCCCGUGCGUCUUUGGAACGCAGAUAACGGUAAACUUGCGGCCUUCACUUCCGUCUUCUAUUUCGUAGUUGCACCAAAUGGCCCAGGACUCUUUGGAGACGGAAUCACUUUUUUCAUUGCACCGUUCAAUUCCCACAUCCCUAAAAAUUCGAGUGGUGGGUUCCUUGGACUAGUCAACGCCGAAACUGCUUUGAAUUCCUACCAAAAUCAAAUUGUUGCGGUUGAAUUCGAUUCCUUCGGAGGGAAUCCUUGGGAUCCUGAGUUUUCUCAUAUCGGCAUUGAUGUAAACUCUAUUGCGUCAUUAACAACAGCGCCGUGGAAAACCGGAAGUGUUGCCAAUGGUUUCACUGCAUUUGCUAUUGUGAACUAUGAGCCUUUGACAAAGAAUUUAAGUGUGGUUGUAACAUACCCUGAAACAUAUGGUGGAACUUCAAGUAGUACAUCGUUUUUGAUUGAUUUAAGGAAUGUGUUACCUGAAUGGGUUAGAGUUGGAUUCUCUGGUUCCACCGGACAAUUAGUUGAAUUGCACAAGGUUCUUUCUUGGGGUUUUAAGUCAAGCUUCUAUUAA